AUGUUGUCUGCUGCUGAUAAGGGUCACACGGAGUGGGUGUCGUGCGUGCGGUUCUCCCCGUCGCCGUCCGCCCCCGUGAUCGUGUCGGCGGGAUGGGACAAGCUCGUCAAGGUCUGGGCCCUGUCGAACUGCAAGCUGCACACCAACCUCAUCGGCCACACCGGGUACUUGAACACGGUGACGGUGUCGCCGGACGGGUCCCUGUGCGCCUCCGGAGGUAAGGACGGCACCGCCAUGCUGUGGGACCUCAAGGAGGGCAAGCGCCUCUACUCCCUCGACGCCGGGGACAUCAUCCACUCCCUCGUGUUCUCGCCCAACCGCUACUGGUUGUGCGCGGCCACCACCGCGGGCAUCAAGAUCUGGGACCUGGAGUCGAAGGUUGUGGUGGACGAGCUCCGACCGGAGUUCCCCGAGGUGUCGAUGAAGGCCAUCGUGCCGUACUGCACCUGCCUCUGCUGGUCCAACAACGGAAGCAUCCUCUACUCCGGGUAA
Molecule: messenger RNA, 492 nt
Organism: Ectocarpus sp. CCAP 1310/34
Lineage: Eukaryota; Phaeophyceae; Ectocarpales; Ectocarpaceae
Source: the annotation of a GenBank genome assembly